Messenger RNA from Sphaerodactylus townsendi, 1187 nucleotides. RefSeq names its product probable G-protein coupled receptor 34. Gene Ontology annotation, molecular function: G protein-coupled receptor activity; oxysterol binding. Gene Ontology annotation, biological process: G protein-coupled receptor signaling pathway. The transcript has 2 exons. The record is from RefSeq and is a predicted model, not a curated record. Lineage: Eukaryota; Metazoa; Chordata; Lepidosauria; Squamata; Sphaerodactylidae. Bases 57 to 1187 code for a protein of 376 amino acids. Gene Ontology annotation, cellular component: membrane.
CAGAGAGAGACGGCUGAGGUGGACGAAAGGGAAGCUGGAUCCACCACAACUGCGAAAUGCCCUUGUUUGCCAACUCCACUCAGCCCAGCAGCUGUGUCACCUUCUCACAGGGACCUCAUGGCAGUCAAAUUCUGAGUGCUCCUUUCCUUACUAGUGAAUCCCCAGGGAAUGGCUCCAACGACUCAGCUUGUAGCCUCCAGGACGACCUCUUGGCAGUGACUCUGCCGGUGGCGUAUCCCAUCAUCUCCAUCACGGGCCUCUUCUUCAACAUGCUGGCCCUCUGGGUGUUCCAUUUUGGCACGCAGAAGACAAACUCCAUCACCGUGUACAUGAAGAACUUGGCCCUGUCAGACCUCCUCCUUGCCCUCUGCCUGCCCUUCCGGGCAGCAUUUCACAACCAAAGCGGCCCUCUUAUGCUCUGCCAGGUGGUCGGCAUCAUCUUUUACUUCACCAUGUAUGUCAGCAUCUGGCUGCUCACCCUGAUCAGCCUGGAUCGCUACCUGAAGAUCAUCCGGCCCCUCCAACAGUUCCGGAUCCACACAGUGACUUACAGCACUGCUGCUUCUGGAGUGGUGUGGCUAGUGUGCGGUGCCAUGAUGCUUCCUUUCUUUUUCAGCGCUGGCAGCAAUGGGCCCUGCCCCCCCAAAUGCUUCCACUUCAAGUACAAAAAAGUCCCGGGGCCUGUGCUCAACCUGAUCGCAGUAGCCGCUUUCUUUGUCUUGCUGGGGUUUUUCUUCUACUCUUACUGCAAGAUCUCGCUCAAGCUCCGAAGGGUCUCCUUAAGGAAAACCCAGCAGCAGAGCAAGAAGACGAGCUCCCGAGCCGUAACCAAGACGUUUGUGGUCCUUGCCGUUUUCAUUAUAUGCUUCACCCCUUACCAUGCGGUUCGAGUGCCCUACGUCCUUGCCCAGGUAGAGAUAAUCUCUGAUCCAGGGAGAGUACAAACUCUCCACCUUGCCAACGAACUCGCUCUCUGCAUCUCGGCCCUCAACUGCUGCUUGGACCCUGUGAUUUUCUUCUUCCUCUCCAGUUGCUUCAAGCGAGCAAUGCUGGCUGCCCUGCGGGGAAAAUUGAAAGCAGCCUUCCGGAAGAACGAAGGAGUCUUGAACUCAGGAAGAUCCAUCACAGACUCUCGAGUCCAGAGAUUUGAGAUACAGAUUGAGGAGGGAGCUCUAGAGAGUCAGUGA